AUGUCUUCUUCAAUAACACAGCUAAUAAAGUCCCAGACUAACAAUGCGGCUGAUGGCACGGGAAUCAAGAAGCUGGUCAAGUUGACUCAGAACCUUCUCCAUACCAAAACCAUCCCCAAAUACCUUGUUGAUUACGUUCAGGCCCAACAGCAGUCUCAGUUCGGUGGUUAUCCCGAUCACAAAGACAUUGCUCCUAGUGCAAUCUUCACUGCGGUGUUCGCAAUCUUCUUCAUUGCUCAUCUCUCAAUCUUCAUAAAGAACUACUCUAGAGGCCAUAUUUUCUGGCCUGGUUUAGCUCUGGCAUUCUAUGCGCUAUGUCGGUGGUUGGGCUUUGCUUUGAGAAUUGUGUGGGCCAAGAAUAUCAUGAAAAUUGACGUCGGUCUUGCCUCUGAGGUGCUACUGGCGCUGCCCAUACUGUUUUUGGCCACGAUCAAUUUGAUACUGGCACAAAGGGUGUUUACUUGGGCUCAUCCUGCUGGUGGAAAUAGUCGUCCAUAUUGGAUAUUCAUGUCUGUGCUCUAUUUUGCCGUUUUCGCAGUUGUGCUCAUGACAAUUGUUGCUGGUGUGAUUCCUUAUCUCUACUUCCUGUCUGAAAAACACUUCAACAUGUGCAAGAACGUGAUGAAGGUUUCUGCAAUCUUGGAUGUUCUCUAUACCUUGACUGCAAUUUCUUUAAUCCUGCUGAGUUGGAUUUUGCCUACUACUGCCAAUGACAGGGCUCAAAUGGUUUACCAACCUACGUGGAUUGAGUCGUUCCAUUUGUUGUACUAUCCUCCUCGUGGGGCAGCCCAGAGAGCUGAACGCGAGUUUGUUGAGCGUCAUGGAACACACGUGAGACCAGCGAGGACAAUUACUUUUGUUCACACCAAAGAUUCGAGACUCAUGAGUUUCUUCAAGUUCAACAAUGUACAUUCUGCGUCGCUAUUUCUGAUUGCAAGAACCUCUUUCCUGGUAUUGAUUGGCGCGGUCUUCAGAGCAGUUGGUCUGUUCUUGAACAGAACCGCUGGUCAAAAAGACUGGAUUUACAAGCCGGUGGUGAUGUACAUCCUGUGGGGUCUGCUGGAAACAAUAAUUAACAUCUGGUACCUGGUUGACCGUAUUGAUCUCAGGUUUUACAAGCCAAGCGCCAUCAGGUGGAAGAAGUAUGGUGAAGUGGAACCAAAAGCCCCCGAAACUGACAGGCCUUUAUCUGAUGACCAUAUCGAUGACAAGCCUGCGAUUUCCAUGAGAUCGAGUGCAAACACGGAAGAGGUCUAG
Molecule: messenger RNA, 1257 nt
Organism: Kuraishia capsulata CBS 1993
Lineage: Eukaryota; Fungi; Ascomycota; Pichiomycetes; Pichiales; Pichiaceae
Exons: 1
Coding region: 1-1257 (418 amino acids)
Source: RefSeq, a predicted model, not a curated record